Homo sapiens (human) is the source of this 1929-nucleotide messenger RNA. It is a transcript of the gene JUND, whose product is annotated as JunD proto-oncogene, AP-1 transcription factor subunit. NCBI's taxonomy places the organism in Eukaryota, Metazoa, Chordata, Mammalia, Primates, Hominidae. Gene Ontology annotation, molecular function: sequence-specific DNA binding; DNA-binding transcription activator activity, RNA polymerase II-specific; transcription coregulator binding. The transcript has a single exon. Gene Ontology annotation, cellular component: protein-DNA complex; transcription factor AP-1 complex; protein-containing complex. Gene Ontology annotation, biological process: epithelial cell proliferation; cellular response to fatty acid; response to cold. The record is from RefSeq and is marked reviewed. Bases 139 to 1182 code for a protein of 347 amino acids.
AGGAGCCGCCGCCAGUGGAGGGCCGGGCGCUGCGGCCGCGGCCGGGGCGGGCGCAGGGCCGAGCGGACGGGGGGGCGCGGGCCCCCCGGGAGGCCGCGGCCACUCCCCCCCGGGCCGGCGCGGCGGGGGAGGCGGAGGAUGGAAACACCCUUCUACGGCGAUGAGGCGCUGAGCGGCCUGGGCGGCGGCGCCAGUGGCAGCGGCGGCAGCUUCGCGUCCCCGGGCCGCUUGUUCCCCGGGGCGCCCCCGACGGCCGCGGCCGGCAGCAUGAUGAAGAAGGACGCGCUGACGCUGAGCCUGAGUGAGCAGGUGGCGGCAGCGCUCAAGCCUGCGGCCGCGCCGCCUCCUACCCCCCUGCGCGCCGACGGCGCCCCCAGCGCGGCACCCCCCGACGGCCUGCUCGCCUCUCCCGACCUGGGGCUGCUGAAGCUGGCCUCCCCCGAGCUCGAGCGCCUCAUCAUCCAGUCCAACGGGCUGGUCACCACCACGCCGACGAGCUCACAGUUCCUCUACCCCAAGGUGGCGGCCAGCGAGGAGCAGGAGUUCGCCGAGGGCUUCGUCAAGGCCCUGGAGGAUUUACACAAGCAGAACCAGCUCGGCGCGGGCGCGGCCGCUGCCGCCGCCGCCGCCGCCGCCGGGGGGCCCUCGGGCACGGCCACGGGCUCCGCGCCCCCCGGCGAGCUGGCCCCGGCGGCGGCCGCGCCCGAAGCGCCUGUCUACGCGAACCUGAGCAGCUACGCGGGCGGCGCCGGGGGCGCGGGGGGCGCCGCGACGGUCGCCUUCGCUGCCGAACCUGUGCCCUUCCCGCCGCCGCCACCCCCAGGCGCGUUGGGGCCGCCGCGCCUGGCUGCGCUCAAGGACGAGCCACAGACGGUGCCCGACGUGCCGAGCUUCGGCGAGAGCCCGCCGUUGUCGCCCAUCGACAUGGACACGCAGGAGCGCAUCAAGGCGGAGCGCAAGCGGCUGCGCAACCGCAUCGCCGCCUCCAAGUGCCGCAAGCGCAAGCUGGAGCGCAUCUCGCGCCUGGAAGAGAAAGUGAAGACCCUCAAGAGUCAGAACACGGAGCUGGCGUCCACGGCGAGCCUGCUGCGCGAGCAGGUGGCGCAGCUCAAGCAGAAAGUCCUCAGCCACGUCAACAGCGGCUGCCAGCUGCUGCCCCAGCACCAGGUGCCCGCGUACUGAGUCCGCGCGCGGGGCGCAUGCGCGGCCACCCUCCCCAAGGGGCGGGCUCGCGGGGGGGUGUCGUGGGCGCCCCGGACUUGGAGAGGGUGCGGCCCUGGGGACCCCCCCUCCCCGAGUGUGCCCAGGAACUCAGAGAGGGCGCGGCCCCCGGGGAUUCCCCCCCCCCGAGGGUGCCCAGGACUCGACAAGCUGGACCCCCUGCUCCCGGGGGGGCGAGCGCAUGACCCCCCCGCCCUCGCGCUGCCUCUUUCCCCCGCGCGGCCGCCCCGUGUUGCACAAACCCGCGCGUCUCGGCUGCCCCUUUGUACACCGCGCCGCGGAAGGGGGCUCCGAGGGGGCGCAGCCUCAAACCCUGCCUUUCCUUUACUUUUACUUUUUUUUUUUUUUCUUUGGAAGAGAGAAGAACAGAGUGUUCGAUUCUGCCCUAUUUAUGUUUCUACUCGGGAACAAACGUUGGUUGUGUGUGUGUGUGUUUUCUUGUGUUGGUUUUUUAAAGAAAUGGGAAGAAGAAAAAAAAAUUCUCCGCCCCUUUCCUCGAUCUCGCUCCCCCCUUCGGUUCUUUCGACCGGUCCCCCCUCCCUUUUUUGUUCUGUUUUGUUUUGUUUUGCUACGAGUCCACAUUCCUGUUUGUAAUCCUUGGUUCGCCCGGUUUUCUGUUUUCAGUAAAGUCUCGUUACGCCAGCUCGGCUCUCCGCCUCCUUCUUCCCCCGCCGGGGCCUGGCGGGCUGGGCGGGGCCUGGUUCGCUU